AUGGCUGGAACUUCAAACAAUGAGCAACAAAAUUCGAGCUUCAGCUUAGAUCCUUUCGUGGAACUUAAGGGGAUGAUGCAAGCCAUAAUCGAACGACAAGUUACUGUAGAGCAAACUGUGGUGAAUUUCAUAAAACAAAACACACAGAUGCAUCCUAAUGUGCCAGAAUCGGAGGUAGCCUCACCAUUCCCACUGGAAGUUGGAAACAAUGACAGGGAUAUUCCCACCAAGAUUGAAGAGGAAAUGACCAGGAUGAAAGAAGUGUUGAAAGGUAUCACUCAAGCCGAACCAUGGAUGGACAUCCAUGGGCUAACUCUCUUUCCUAAAGCGCGCCUCCCAUAUGGUUUUAAGAUGCCUGUCCUUUCACACUUUGACGGAACAGGAAGUCCUACCAACUUCUUAAAACUCUAUGUUGGCGCUAUGAGCCCUUGGGGUGUAGAUGAACCAUUGAUGGCUCAGUUAUUUCAACAAUAUCUUGAUGGAGCUGCUUCACAUUGGUUUUUGAAUCUGGAAAAUUCAAAGAAAUCCACUUGGGCCGACAUAGUGAGAGAGUUUUCCAACCAAUAUAAAUACAAUGAGGAAAUUGAUAUCACGAGAAGGGAUUUGGAGACAACUACACAGAAUAUUAAUGAAACAUUUUCUUCCUUCAUUACUAGAUGGAGAAAUAAAGCAGCUAAAAUGAUAAAUAGGCCGAAUGAAGAAGAGCAAUUGCAGAUGAUUGUGAAAAAUCUCGUUCCUGUAUAUCAAAAGCAGAUGGCUUAUCAAUACUUCCCCUCUUUUAAAGCUCUUAUCUCAACUGGGUCAUUGGUUGAAGACGCCAUAAAUAAGGGAGAGAUCAAGAAGGAAGACUUUAAUAAUGUCAAAUCAUAUAGUUCAAGGUUCGGGGCCAAUAAGAAGAUCACCAAUAAUGAUGCAUCUGCUUCAAAGCCUACCAACAUGAUAUACAACAUUGGGGCAACCUCGACAUUUCAACUCCGACCCCAAAGAGAAUUCACUCCUUUAAAUAUGACAUAUGCCCAUGCAUUCUCCAAACUAAAAAAGGCUAAUCUCAUCCAACCUUUGAACCUAAGACCUCCACCAAGGAACCCGCCACCAACGUACAACCCAAAAAAACAUUGUGAAUUUCAUCAAGGAGUCGGGCACGACAUUGAAAGUUGUACGACAUUCAAGCAUCGACUACAAGACUUGAUAGAUGGUGGAAGGAUCUCUGUUGGAACCUUAGCCAACAAACCAAAUAACACGCAACCUAGCAUCACAAAUAACCCCCUUCAAAAUCACAAACCCCCUACCUCCAUAAAUGCCAUCUCUACCUACACAAAUGAUUUUGACCCAACCCAAUCGAUCACCAGAAAUGAAUCUUGUGAAUGUGAAGCACCAGUGACUGAAAUAGGCAGGUGUCUAGAUAAUGAACUUGCUUCUCAUAGAAUCAUCAAGACAAGGGGUCACAACUAUACCCUCCGCAAGGAUCCUUUUGCUAUGAUGUGUGGGGCUAUAGAUUACGACAAUGCAUACUUUAUAUUGGAUCGUGAGGAAGAUGAAGAUGCUGCAUCUGUAAUGGCUAUUGUUGAAAGAAACACGGGAGCUUAUUUCUCCACUCCAAACAACUAUAGGCACCCUAUAUGCCUUGAUGACCUUAGUGAUGAUGAAGUAGUGGAAGUAUCCCAUUUAACUCGAGCAGGUCGACACUUCAAGCCCUCUUACCUUGAAGAAGAUAAUCCAUUAGAUGCUUUACGAAGAAAAGAAAAAGGGAAAGAACUAAUGGUAGAUGAAGUUAACAUAGAAGAUGAUGCUAUCAAGCGAAUGAAGGAGGUCAAUGCUAAUGUUUCUAUAUGGAAGUUGCUUAUGCACUCGCAACCUGUUCGAAACGCGGUCCUUAAGCAUUUGAAUGGAGCUUCAGUUGACCCCUCUAUUACUCCAGAUCAAAUUGUAGGCCUUAUUCAUGGUGUAGACCGUACUCUCAUGUUCACGGACGAAGAUCUCCCUAAAGUUUCAAACCAUAAUAAUUCAUUACACAUCACUGUUCGAUGCAAUGGAUGGACGAUACCUAGAGUUCUUGUGGAUAACGGAUCUGCAAUUAAUGUAUGUCCCUAUCGAGUGCUCACUAAGCUUGGUCAUUCAAAAGAUGAUUUGGCACCAUCAAGCCAAGUGGUUCGAGCCUAUGACAAGCCACCAGAGAAGUUUUGGGUUCCAUCGAAUUACUUAUAG
Molecule: messenger RNA, 2205 nt
Organism: Chenopodium quinoa (quinoa)
Lineage: Eukaryota; Viridiplantae; Streptophyta; Magnoliopsida; Caryophyllales; Amaranthaceae
Exons: 1
Coding region: 1-2205 (734 amino acids)
Source: RefSeq, a predicted model, not a curated record